AUGGUUCUUAUUCAUCCGAGUAUCAUCAGCAGCGUCGCGACGCGGCUGGGGAGAAAAUGGGAAGACGAGGAGGGGAGGACGAUGUACGAGAAGGGAGAAGACUGCCUUGGCUCCCUGCGCGAUCUUCAGCGGCUGAUGCGGCGGGACCACCCCGUGUCGCGAGACGUGCUCGUGCAGCUGGGUCGGUGGGACAUUGUUCGCACGGACCUCGUUCCCAUCAUCUGCCGAUACCGCCGCGACUCCGCGCUGCUCCUUAACGCCGUGAAGCUGCUGGUGUUCCUCACCAUGCCGUCGCCUCCCCCGCCGCCUGAUCUCAACGCGACAGGGCGACAGCAGAGUGGGCGUGGCAGCAGCGACGACUGGCGGCUGGUACAGAUGAUAGUCACUCUGGUUCGGAACCUCCUUGCCAUCCCCGACCCUCCGCCGGACGUAUCCUCAGCCUCGGCAUGGGCGCAUCUGUGCUUCCUUCAGGACGAUCUCAUUCGCUCUCUCUUUCGCAGCGGCUUCCCAGACAUCCUUCCCUUCCUCAUCUCCUGCCUCGACGCCCCCAAAACCGCCCCAUCAUUCUGCCCCCUUCCCCCACCCACACCCCUUCUUUACCCACAGGACGAUCUCAUUCGCUCUCUCUUCCGCAGUGGCUUCCCAGACAUUCUCCUCUUCCUCGACGAUCUUAUUCGCUCUCUCUUCCGCAGCGGCUUCCCAGACAUCCUUCUUUUCCUCAUCUCCUGCCUCGACGCCCCCGAAACCGCCCCAGCUCUUCGCCACGACAACCUCUUGUUCCUAGAGAUUCUUAAUCUCCUAUUUCGCGAAUUUCCUCCUAAGGACGCGGCUGUAGCGGCGUUCAGGGCUGUCGGGGAGGCUGAUGCCGAGGCUGACGCGAGGGAGGACCGAGAGGCUGCCGAACGUCUGGCGGAGGCUCGGCGGCGGGAGAAGGAGCGGGCGGCUCGGAAGGCGCUGGCCCAGAAGAUCACGCAGCGGCACUCCCGGUUCGGCGGGCUCUAUGUGGUUCGGAAUGCGGACAAGUCAAGAACAGUCUCUAGCACUCCCUUCUCCCCGCCUGUCCACCAUGCCAUCUUCAGCCAAGUCAGGCGGGGACCUGUGCGGAGAGUGAUGGGGGGGACGGGCAUGGGAGGAAUGGGCAUGGGCAUGGGCAUGGGCAUGGGCGUAGGGGGAAUAGGAAUGGGCGGAACAUGCAUCGGAAUGGGGUUGGAUGCUGGUUUGAACGGCGAUGGGGGUGGUGGCAACGGUGGUGAUGCGAGGAAACCGGAUGCCGACGUGGAUGCUGCCCUGGGAUUGGUCGGUGGAGUGCGGGCCAAUAGGAGGAGCUCCAGGUGGACGGCGAGGCGCCUCGGGGUGUUUGCCGAUCGGUUGCUGGCUUCGGGAUGUUACAAUGUUCUCAUGGAGACGGUUCGUCGGGACGUGGCGGCCUGGCGGGCAGGGCUAGAGCCCUCGGACACUCUCGCAUUCUUCCUCGUGGCUUCCUUCUUCACUGCGUUUCAACGGGAGAUGCAUGGCCUGCGGGGCUGGGGGGGGGUGGCCGGGGGAAAGGAGGGGGUUGCCGGGGGGAAGGCAGGGGGAGCAGGAGAGGAAGCAGGAGCAAAGGAGGCGGAAGCAGGGGGACAAGGAGGAGGAGGAGGAGAAGGAGGAGGAGGAGGAGGAGGAGGAGGAGGAGGAGGAGGAGGAGGAGGAGGAGGAGGAGGAGGAGGAGGAGGAGGAGGAGGAGGAGGAGGAGGAGGAGGAGGAGGAGGAGGAAAGGAAAAACAGGAAGAAGGGGAAAGAGCAGGAACAGAGGAAGCUUCUGGGAAGGUGGAGCAGCGAGGAGUGUGUGGUUGUGGGCCAAUAGCGGCCACGAUGGAUGAUGACAUGUUCACUCUUGUUUCUGCCCGCUGGGCAGAGUAUGCUGCCCGGGCCAAUCACGAGCGGGCAGCGCUGGUUGCGGCGGGCAGCCUGCUGAAAGAAAUGAUUCACAUGCUCGAUGCCAUAAUCAAAUCUGGAGAGAAGCCCAACCCUACAACAACAGGCUCGGCCGAACCUCUCCACGAGGUUUGGCCAGAGGUCCGGAGGGAGGUUCGGCGGGAGGUCCGGCUGGCACGGGCCGUGCUGCUACGGCUGUUCUACGACGAUUCGAGCGAUGGUGUGGUGCAUGUGCUGCAGCGGGUGCUGAAGGGGUUUAACCCCCACACGCAGCCGCGCCGCUUGCUGGUUGAUGCAGUGGAAACCACCCACGUGUGCCUGAGACUGCUGGAAGACUUGGUCCGAACAGAAGGGGCACUCAAGGUGGUGAGAAAGAGUCGACAGCGGAAGGACAAGGCAGGGAAGGCAAAGGGGAAGGGGAAGAAUGCAGACGUGGGAGCGGAGCGGGGUCAGGAGGGAGAGCAGGGAGGAGAGCAGCGGGGGCAGGAGGGGGGAACAGAACAGUGGGAAGGUAACGGUGGCAGUUCUGCUGAUGCUGCUGCUGCUGCUGGUGGUGGUACUGGUACUGCUGCUGCUGCUGGCGCUGCUGCUGCUGCUGCUGCUGCUGCUGCUGCUGCUGCUGCUGCUGCUGCUGCUGCUGCUGCUGCUGCUGAUCCUGGUGCUGAAGAUGCUGAAGAUGAAGAGGCAGCAGCAGACGGAGAAGGCCUGGAAGAUUCCGAUCCAGGCUCGGACCUAGCCUCGGAUGCAGGCUCGGACAUAGGCUCGGAUGCCGAGCCUGGGGACGGCAUAGAGGAGGCGGAGGAGGAGGGUCGGCGGGGGAGGGAGGAGGUUCGGGAGUAUGAACUGGACGUGAAGCGCACUAUAAGGGGGUUUGCUGACGUGCACGCGGUUAAGAACUGUGUUUGGCUGCUGGAAACGGCCAAUAGCAACGCGCCACGUGUCAACCACUAUGUGCUGUCGCUGCUCAGGAGGUUCACUGUGGGGUGCGAUGCUGAGGCCAUGCUGUUCCAGGUGGGUCUCAGGUGUAUUUCAGGUGUAUUCCAGGUGUCAACCCUGCACACCUUCUACAAGCUCCUAACCAACCCCGACCUCCGCUCCUCCCCUCUGCACGCACCCCUGUUUCUAGGUCUCAACCCUACACACCUUUUACAAGCUCCUAACAAACCCCGACCUCCGCUCCUCCCCUCUGCGCGCACCCCUGUCUCAACCCUACACACCUUUUACAAGCUUCUCACCAACCCAGACCUCCGCUCCUCCCCCCUGCACGCGCCCCUCCUCUCGUUCCUCUCCUCUACUGUCCGCCACCUCUCCGCCCUCCUCCCCCUCCGCCCCUCCCUCUUUUUCCCUUUCCUUCCCCCUUCAUGCUCCCCUGUUGUAUCAACCCUACACACAUUCUACAAGCUCCUAACCAACCCAGACCUGCGCUCCUCCCCUCUGCACGCGCCCCUCCUGACCUUCCUCUCCUCCACCGUCCGCCACCUCUCUGCCCUCCUCCCCCUGCGCCCCUCCCUCUUCCUCCGCCUCCUCUUCCACAAAUCGCGGAAAGAAAGCAUGGUUCUCGCUGCUGACGUGGCACUGGGGGAGCUUAGCACCACCUUUUCCCAUCUUCCUCUCCGUGUCCCUGCCCUCCCCAUCUUCCUCUCCGUGUCCCUGCCCUCCCCAUCUUCCUCUCCGUGUCCCUGCCCUCCCCAUCUUCCUCUCCGUGUCCCUGCCCUCCCCAUCUUCCUCUCCGUUCACUCUAAUAGUGGCAAGGGCAGGGACACGGCGCGAGCGACUUUAGAGUCAACCUCCUCUUUCUCUCCACCUUGCUUUCCACCUCUCGAAACCACUUGCUUUUCCACCUCCCCGUUCACUCUAAUGCUUGGCAGCAAGGGAAGGGGCAGGGCACGAGCGUUUUCAGAAGACCAGGAGAGGAGGAUACGAGAGCUUUUCGAGAGCCACAAGUCAAGGCGAGAUAUGCCAUCACUGAUAGCAAAGGCUCUCAUCGCCCAUGACCCCAGCCUUCUUCAUUCCACCCGCCGUAAAAAACCAGGGAAGGAAGGGGAACCUAGGGAAGGCGGGGAAGAGAGAGAAGAGGGGGAAGAGGGGGAAGAGGGGGAAGUGGAGGAAGGGGAGGACGUUGGAGAGGAGGGGGCAGCUGGGGAGAAAAGGGGUGCUCCUCAAAGCGACCCUACAGCUGCUGUUGAUGCGGACUCGAUAAAAGCUGACUCGAUAAGAGCACUUGCGGGGAAAGUCAGCCGGUUUUUGCGGUCGCAGGGGCUGAAGAGGAGCAAGGCGGAAACGACAGUGGGGGGAGGGGAAUUAAGGGGUGGUGAUGGUGAUGAUGGUGAUGGUGCUGGUGGCGAUGGUGGUGGCGAUGGUGGUGGCGAGGGUGGUGGUAUGGCAGGGGGCAGGAAAGGCAAGGCUGGGAAAGGAAAGCUUGGGGAGAGACGGACUGGCAGAUCACGUGUGAGUGUGGGGAAGAAGGGAAAGAGGAGGCAUCUGGUGUUCGACAGUGAUUCUGAGGACGGGGAUGCUGGGAGAGAGAGGAUUCAGUUUCUUGGGCUGCCCGAGGAGGAUGGAACGGGCAGGAAGAGGAGUGAGAGGAGGAGACGAGGGAGUGGGAGUGGGUUUGAUGAGAUUCUGAGGGGAGUGGGUGAAGGAGAGGAAGGAGAUGAGAGAGAGGAGGGAGAGGAGAGAAAGAAGGAAGACGGAGAGACAGAGGAGGAAGAGGUAGGAGAGAAAGCAGUGGAAGGUGAGGAAGGAGAGGAGGGUCUCGAGGAGGAUGAAAGGGAGGAGGCGGAGAGUAGUGAGGAUGAGGAUCAUGUGCUGCUGAGCAGAAGACAGAGGGUUCUGGCUGGUUUCGCUUCUGCUGCAGCAGCCACAGCUAGAGGAAGGCGAGGUGGAAGGACUGACAAGACCUCUCAAGAGGAGGCAGAGAGUACCGAGGAUGAGGAGAAUGUGCUGCUGAGCAGAAGACAGAGGGCGCUAGCUGCUGCUGCUAAAGUGAGGCGAGGGCAGAGGAGUGACAGGAGGCAGAGGGGAGGAGGAGCAGCAAGAGGAGGAGAGAUGCGAAGGGAGGAGGAGGCCCAGGAAGAGGAAUGGACUACAGGCAGCCAUGCUGCUGGUGGGGAUGGUGCAAUGAAUUUGGAGGGAGACCGAGGGGCAAUCGUUGUUCCAAACAGCACUGCUAUUGCUGCAGUGCCUAUAACAUGGAGUGCUCUUUUCGGAGGUGCUUCUAUUGCAAGUGCUGCUGUGGGAGUGGAGGAGAGGGUGGAGUUGAAGGGUGAAGCCGUGCGGGAGGGCGUUCAAGCAGUGCUUGCUGAUGGGGAAGUGGAGUUGAAAGAGGAAGCCGUGCGGGAGGGCGUUCAAGCAGUGCUUGCUGAUGAUUCCUUUGAUGGAGCAGAGGCGAUCCAAUGGCUGCAAUCGCGCCUGAAAGCAGCCCACGCCAGCUGGACGGACGCGAUCGCUCGAAACAGCUGGCAGCUCCUGCUGAUGGACGGCCCAGAUUGGCCUGGCAGGAAGGGGAAGAAAAAAGGGGGGAAGGGGAAGGAGAAGGGGAAGAAGGGGAAGAGGAGGAGAGGGCAGGAGGAGGAGGACGAAGAGGAGGAAGGGGAGGGAGGAGAGGAGGAGGGGGAUGGGGGGUGGGGGGAAGUUGUGCAUGUAGACUUUCCGUUGGUGGAGGAACUGGAAGAUUGGGACACAGUGGCGAAUGACAGCAUGGCGCAGCUACUCUCAGGUGUGCUCUCAGUUGCUUUUUGUCUGUUGCUCUCAGGUGUGCUCUCAGGUGCUUUUUGUCUGUUGCUCUCAGGUGUGCUCUCAGGUGCUUUUUGUCUGUUGCUCUCAGUGGCUGCUGCAUGCUGUGAGCAUGCUUGCAUCACUCACUCGCCUUCCCUCUCUCUCCCUCGACUUCCCUUCCACGCCUUCCAAACAGCGCUGUGUUUGAAGCACCCUGACGAGGCUGAUGGCUGCUGGAGGGUCCCUGGGGACCGGGGCACCCAGUGGCUGCUGCACGCUGUGAGCAUGCUCGCACGCAUGGUGGAGGGUGGAAGCUCAUGCAUGGAUGGUGGGGGGGGGAUGCAGAUAGUUGUUGUGGAGGAGAGAGGGGGAAGAGGGGAGGGGAGAAAGGAAGGGGAGGGGAGUGAGGGAAGGGAGGAUAGAGAGGGAGAAGGGGUGAGAAAAGGAGGGGAGGAGAGAGGAGGAGACGAAGGAGUGGGGGAAGAGGAGGAUAGAGAGGGAGGAGGGAAAGAUAGAGAGGGAAGAGAGGAAGGAGAGGGAGGACGGGAGGAUCUAGAGGGAGAAGGGGGAGUUAUUAGGGCGUGUUUAGGUCCCAGGCACAAAAAGCGGAGAGCGGAAGGAGAGACAGGCGAGGUGCAACAGCCAGGGUUGAACAGCCAUGGGGGUAGUGAGGGAGAGGGGGAUGAGUGUGGAGGAGGGGGAGCAGAGAGAGAGAGCGACGAGUCUGGAGGGGAGAAAGAGAGACAGCAGGGGAGGAUGGGGGAUGAUGAAUUCAGUGGGUAUGAGGGGGAAGGGAUUUUCUUGACAGCUCGAGUGAAAGAUACAGGAGAGGGUGUGAGGGGGAGGGUCGAACAGAGCAUGCCCUUGGAGGAGAGGGGCUGUGAGGAAAGUGGUAAGAGGGAUGAUCAGGUUGGAGGUGGAGAGCUGGCAGAAUGCGAGAGAAGAGAUGAUCAAGCGGGGGAAAGAGUUGAAGACGAUGUGAGUAGAGAGACGCAUGCUAUCUCCAUGGAGAGAAUUGAAGGUGUUUCCAGUGGAGGAGAGGUGCUACCACCCUUAAUGCCUGCAGUGCUCGGUGCACGAUCCAAACGACCUGCUUCUUUCACUGGUGGAGUCUCGGACCGAGCCAAGAGGCUGAGGCUUGAUGGUUCGGAUGCGGAGGAGGCUGCGGAGGAUCGCUAA
Messenger RNA from Closterium sp. NIES-65, 6810 nucleotides. Lineage: Eukaryota; Viridiplantae; Streptophyta; Zygnematophyceae; Desmidiales; Closteriaceae. The record is from the annotation of a GenBank genome assembly.